UCAAAUACCAUGUGCUCCUGCCGGACCUGACGAUCACUUCUCCCAAUCAAUUUUCCCAGAGCGGGGUCCGGCAGAGCUUCACUUGUAAUAUUUAUGCUUAGCCUGCCUGCAGGUCGGUGUUGUUGUUCAUCUUGCUCAUCACCCUCUCUCACAAUCACUUGUUGAACCGGAUCGACAACCGAACAGGUCCAGCAUGUUUUCAGCCAAGAUUGCUGCUCUGGCAGCCCUUCUCCCUGCAACAGCAUUCGCUGCUAGCAUAGUAGGCAAUGGCUCUUCAGUCCUGUCCAACGGCAAAUACGAGAUCUCAUCUGAGGGAAUCCGCGCCCAGUUCAUCCCUUAUGGCGCAUCCAUCACCAAUCUCUUCAUCAGAGACGUUCACGGCAUUGAGCGUGACAUCGUUCUUGGUUGGGACAAUGCUACCUACUACACCGAGGACAAGAAGCACCCCCAUCUCGGCGGUGUUCCCGGACGCUACGCCAACCGCAUCAAGAACUCGACCUUUGAGAUUGACGGCAACGUCUACCACACUGAUGCAAACGAGAACGGAGGCCUUGACACCCUGCACGGUGGAUCCAACGGCUGGGACUGGCGCAACUGGACUGUGUCUGCCCACACCACCGAUUCUAUCACUUUCUCCAUUGUCGACCCCGAUGGCGCAGAAGGCUUCCCCGGCGAGGUCAUCAGCUACGUGACAUACACCCUUACUCCUUAUGAAUGGCACUUCAAAAUGAUCGCAAUUGCAACUACCAAGAAGACCCCCAUUAUGCUGAGCUCUCACGUCUACUGGAACCUCGACGGCUUCCAAAAUCCCACUGAUCCUACUGUCAACAACUACACCGUUCACUUGCCUUACUCUGGCCAGCGCGUCGCUGUCGAUGGUAUCCUCAUUCCCAACGGAACCAUCUUGCCUAACGAGAAGGGUGGUGUGUUCGACUUCUGGUCAUCACCCAAGAAGCUUGGUGCCAAUCUGACUUCCCCUGAUCUUGUUGGUGGCUGCGGUACCAACUGCACUGGCUACGACACAUGCUGGCUCGUCAACAGAGAUCAAAACGGACCCUACGACUGGCGUGAGUCGGGACCUGUUGCCACUGUGGCCAGUCCUUUCUCUGGUAUCCAAAUCGAUAUCUUCACCGACCAGCAGGCUUUCCAGAUCUACACCUGCCCUGGACAAGACUCUACACAAAGCAUCAAAGAGACUCAGGGCUUCUUCAACCAGACUAGCCAGCCUAGAGUUGUGCAGAAGUAUGGUUGCAUGGUUAUGGAGGUCGAGGACUGGAUUGAUGCCAUCAACCAGCCGGAAUGGCAAAGAGAGAAGAAAAACAUCUUCGGCCCUGGAGAUGACCCAUACGUUCUCCAGGCUACUUACAAGUUCUCUUUGAACAAAGACCUGGCCGCUACUUACAGCAACACAUCGAGCUACUAAAUGGCGAAGAAGAGUGGAAUGCUGAUAUAAUGACUGAAGAGAUAGCCAAUCAACACUCUUGUUGAAAGAUGUAAAACACCUCCAUCACAGUGACACUGGCGAGCAACGAUGAUGCCGUGGUAUCAGAAGUCGCUCAUUGGCCGUCACACUUACAUACAUGACUCGAGUGUCAGUGACGGCGACAAUUCAGUCACUUACUGACAGUUCCAAAAAUGGGCGUUGACAGACUCUGCAAUUCUGUCCAAUUGGCGUUUCCAAAUCAUCGUCCACACACGAUCUUUCAUCGCCAUCCAUCUGCACUGAGCCCUUAUCAUCUCUCCUUUUCCUUCAACUUCUUCUAUCGGUUGCUUACCGUCGCCAUAUUGCACCCGGCGCAAUCCAAGAAUCACUCCUCAACAAUCUCUCUACCAAUACUCCAGACUACCCA
Molecule: messenger RNA, 1850 nt
Organism: Aureobasidium pullulans EXF-150
Lineage: Eukaryota; Fungi; Ascomycota; Dothideomycetes; Dothideales; Saccotheciaceae
Product: galactose mutarotase-like protein
Exons: 6
Coding region: 194-1423 (409 amino acids)
Biological process (GO): glucose metabolic process; beta-D-galactose catabolic process via UDP-galactose, Leloir pathway
Molecular function (GO): carbohydrate binding; aldose 1-epimerase activity
Source: RefSeq, a predicted model, not a curated record